This is a messenger RNA of Fusarium keratoplasticum, 1251 nucleotides long. RefSeq lists its product as uncharacterized. The record is from RefSeq and is a predicted model, not a curated record. Gene Ontology annotation, biological process: proteasome-mediated ubiquitin-dependent protein catabolic process. Gene Ontology annotation, cellular component: cytoplasm; GID complex; nucleus. Gene Ontology annotation, molecular function: protein binding; ubiquitin protein ligase activity. The transcript is spliced from 3 exons. Lineage: Eukaryota; Fungi; Ascomycota; Sordariomycetes; Hypocreales; Nectriaceae. Bases 1 to 1251 code for a protein of 416 amino acids.
AUGGGCGACCACGAACUCUCCGCUAUAAAACAUAACGAGCAUCUCCUUCUCGACCAACCCCUACUCCGGCUUCCCUCCGAGCUUCUCCGAAAGAACUUUCGCGCCGCACACUUCACCAUCGAGAAGGAUACCUCGGCCCUCAAGACGCUGCUCAAAGACUCUGCCACGGCCGCCGUCUCCGGUCGCGCGUCCCAGCAAGAUGUCCUACGAAACAUCGACGCCAUGAUCUCCCGCAUGCGCGGCGUGAAGCGCAAGCUGUCUGCCAACGCUGCAGAAGAGUCCCGCCUACACACCCAGGCCGCCGCCCGCAUCUCCCACCUCGACGAGCUCUACGCCCUCGACUCGGUGGAGGAUGUCAAGUACGAGGCCUGGAGCAGGAAGAGGCUGGACCGCCUGCUGGCCGACUAUCUGCUGCGCCAUGGAUAUAAUGAGAGUGCAAAGGAGCUGGCGCAACAGCGUGGGAUUGAGAACCUCGUUGAUGUUGAUACCUUUGUUGCCGCGAGCCGCAUUCGUGAUGCCCUCUUGAAGGGAAGCGUCACCGAGGCUCUGGCAUGGUGCACAGACAAUAAGAAAGAGCUGCGGAAGAUGGAGAGCAAACUCGAGUUCAUGCUUCGCUUCCAACAGUACAUCGAGCUUGUCCGCUCCCAGUCUCCAAACAAGCUUGCCGAAGCCAUCGCCCACGCAAAGAAACACCUAACUCCCUACCGUGGAACCUUUCCUCGCGAAGUACAGCAAGCGGGUGGUCUGCUCGCUAUCCCACCAAACUCGCCCGCCUCUGCCGCAUACGAAGACCUUUACAAACCCUCUCGCUGGACUGACCUCGCCAACCUCUUUACAACCACGCAUAACCAGCUGCUUGCGCUGCCUGCCGUCCCGCUCCUUCAUGUCGCCCUCUCAUCCGGUCUAUCCGCCUUGAAGACUCCUGCGUGUCAUGCUCACUCUCCUGCACCCUCAUCGCAUACCCCCGCUCCCUCCGAAGCAGCCGCCGCCGCUGCUUCAACGCUCGGCCAUGGAGUCUGUCCCAUCUGCUCUACGGAGCUCAACGAGCUCGCACGCAACGUUCCAUACGCACAUCACACGCAGAGUCAUGUCGAGCAUGAUCUCCGGCUUCUCCCCAACGGCAGUGUCUACGGCAGAGACCGUCUCGAGAUGCAGGCCAAGAAGGCGGGUCUACCUGCGGACCAAAUCAAGGACUUGCGGACAGGCGAGACCUAUCCUCUUGACGCCUUGAAGAAGGUGUACAUCACUUGA